This is a messenger RNA of Chlamydomonas reinhardtii, 1454 nucleotides long. RefSeq lists its product as uncharacterized. Lineage: Eukaryota; Viridiplantae; Chlorophyta; Chlorophyceae; Chlamydomonadales; Chlamydomonadaceae. Gene Ontology annotation, molecular function: RNA binding. Gene Ontology annotation, cellular component: nucleolus; preribosome, large subunit precursor; nucleus. The coding region runs from base 104 to 643 and encodes 179 amino acids. The transcript has 5 exons. The record is from RefSeq and is a predicted model, not a curated record. Gene Ontology annotation, biological process: ribosomal large subunit biogenesis; ribosome assembly.
CAUGCAAUUUUCACUUGCUGCUAACAACGCUACGCCGGCUUGCUACACUGCACAGUAACAAAGUUUGCUUUCGCGGCUGCCUUGUCUUGCGCUUGUACCGAAAAUGCGUCCGCUCACAGAAGAGGAGACGAAAGCUGUGUUCGAGAAGCUUUACAAAUUCAUAGGCAAGAACAUAAAGAACCUCAUCGACCGGCCAAACGACCCGCACUGUUUCCGCCUGCACAAAAACAAGGUUUUCUAUGUGAAGGAGAGGCUGAUGAAGAAGGCCACAAACGUUGCACGAGACAAGCUGGUGGCGCUGGGAACGUGCAUCGGCAAGCUGACGCACACGGGGAAGUUCCGCCUGACCAUUGGGGCGCUGGACCUCAUUUCGCAAUACGCGAAGUACAAGAUCUGGGUGAAGCCUUCCGCGGAGAUGCAGUUCCUGUACGGCAACAACGUGCUCAAAAGCGGCCUGGCGCGCAUCACCGAGAACACGCCCGCCUACACGGGUGUGGUCAUCUACAACAUGGCUGACAUCCCGCUGGGCUUCGGCGUGACCGCCAAGUCCACCAACGAGUGCCGGAAUCUGGACCCCAACGCCGUCGUCACCUUCCACCAGGCCGACUGCGGCGAGUUUCUGCGUGCCGAGGACGAGCUAUAAAUAGCCCUUGGCCUCACGGGCGCCCUGCUCGACCGGUUGGUCGUGAAUAAUGACAUCCUGACCUAACCAACCCGGCUAUGAGUGUGCAGCCGGCCGUUUGACCAAGUAAUGUGGUAGUUGGAGUGACCGUGAGCGCAGGACGCGGGGCUUGGCCUUAUUAGACGUGUGUAUUGUCAUGGGGUGACCCAGGUGAUUAUCUGUUUCAGGUGCAGUACCAACACAUUGGCUCUCCGUGUGUGGAUACCGCGUUGGCGAAAGCCGCGGAUGGGGGCGUGCGCGCCCCGGUGGAGCCGAGCAAUCCGGGUCCCAAGGCCAGGAUAGCUUCUCUGUGCGGAGGUGGCAGUGAUGGCGGCGGUGCGGGGCCCGGUGGCGGUAGCAGUGGCCCGCGGCCCAUUGGCGACAGUGGCGGCGUAUAGGGCCCGGCAGCGCUGAACCCAAUGUUUGCAGCGGCUGGAGCUGGGUUCCACCAACAGCUUGUGCAUGCGAAGCGAAGGCAGCGGGCAAGGAGAGGAGAGCGUGGUCCUGCGUGGUGCCGCCCAACACGCCGCCGGCACGCAGGUUUAGACCGGCCAGUGUCUGCUGAGGGGUCAGCGGGAGUGCUUAAAAGAGGCAUGGCUACCUGGAAGCGCUGUGAAUGGUUGCGCUUGGCCCUUGGACCAAAUGCAUUUGCGCGACUGCGGUGCAUGUGAAGACCGGCCCCGCCUACCAGUAGGCGGGGGACAUUAGCCUGUUCGGUGGACCUUCGGCCUCGGCCGUCUGGCGGUGUGAUGGGGACCAGCCAACUGUUCUCGUCCUGUAACAUGUUCGGGUG